CGCCGGUUUGGGGGGGGGGGGGGGUUGAGGGCGUUACGUAAGCGUAAUGCCAAUAACCUACUUUGGGGGAAACACACAUUCACUCCACAAGCAGUAAAGUACAGCAUUUAAAAUGUCCCCCCGAAUUCUUGUGGGAUGUAACUGCAGUGUGUUUACUUGCUGACAACUUUAUUUAUUUAGCCUAUCUAAAGUCACUUGAGGCAUCUUACCAAUGACUCCUUUUUAAGCUUUUGUUUCUCCCCCAUUUUACACUUUGAGAAAGUGACGUGGCCGUCCUGAUCAAAUCUGCCACCUUGUCCACUCGAGAUAAAACUUAAGGUGCCUUACAUAAUGUUCACUUCACUUGCGCUCAAGGUUCUUUUCUGUUUGAGACCAUGUUCAAGCCCCCAAGUGUGUAUCCCCUCACGCUGUACUUUUCCACUAGCAGCCACUUUUUUUUUUUUUUUUGAAUCCGAUCCCCUCCCCUCCUGUUGACUUUUUUUCUUUUUUCUUUUUUUUUUGCUGCGUGCGUGCGCCAUGUGAACCUGCGUCGCAGUGCCGCUAUAAUUGAUCAUUAGCUGAGUUUCAUAUUUGUGAAUCAAUUUCACAAGUUAUUGCAAAAUAAAAAUGUUGGCGUAUUUAUGUAUCUAAAAGUUUACAUUAAUCGGUGCAAUUUCAAGAGGGCGAAAAUAACUGGAACGUUCUCACUUUGUCUGCUUCGUACCUCUACUAAAUAUUGUAGAACACUAACCAAUUGAAAGACAAUCAUAGCCCCAAAACUAACGAAGCAAUUUUUGAAAAUAAUUUAAGUUGUAGGGGAAUAAAUAAUUGAACGGUAUCUGCACCAAAUAUGACCGAAUUCUCCCUUCAUUAAAUGUUGCGGAGAAGUCAUAAUAUUUUAGGCCCAGUCAUUGCCCAAAAGCUUGCAAUCGGGGUUAAAAUAUUUCAGUUGGAAACAAGAAAAAAAAAAGGGCAUUUAACGCCGAAGCGCAUGACGUUGCAGGGGAGCCCCAUGUUUUAUUUACGGACGUCAUAAAUCUCAACUUUGAACCAUGUUAGCAUCGUCUCGGUGGACAUUCCGCAGUCAGGUGUGCUUUUAUCGUCACAUGGUGUUGUCUCUGAUGCUCUUGCGCAAAAAAACUGUGCAAAUAGGCAGCGAAAAGUACACUUACUUUUUGUUAUUUGACGUCAGCACGCCGGAAGCGAGGGCGUGGCCGAAGGACUCGCUUGCCGAGCGUUGACUUCUCCGAUUGGUCCAUGCCCGGCACGGCUCGUCCAAUCGGAGCGAGGAUGUCUCUUGAGCCACGCCUACCCAGAAACGCCUCCUCCGGCUCCGUCAUAAAGGAAAAGAGGCAAACUUGAAAGCUGACAGUCGCUUCUUUUUUCGCCGUGUUGCAUUUCCUUCCUCGGCCUCGCCGACAUGACGAUUAAAAGUGCAACAGGACAGACCGAGAUGACUUAUUCCAAGUCGAAGGGGCUUGUGGCCUUAGUCAGCGCUUUCAUGAAACAGCGAAGGAUGGGACUCAACGACUUCAUCCAGAGGCUCGCCACCAGCGCCUACACCUGCAAACAUGCGGAGGUGCAGUCCAUCCUGAACCUGAGUCCUCCGCAGGAUGCUGAGCUCAUGAGCACCAACCCCUCUCCACCCCCCAGCCCAACACAGCAGAUCAACCUGGGCCCGUCGUCCAACCCGUCAGCCAAGCCCAACGACUUCCACUUCCUGAAGGUGAUCGGCAAGGGGAGCUUCGGCAAGGUGCUGCUGGCCCGCCACCGUCAAGACGACCGCUUCUAUGCCGUCAAGGUGCUGCAGAAGAAGGCCAUCCUCAAGAAGAAGGAGGAGAAGCACAUCAUGUCAGAGAGGAACGUGCUGCUGAAGAACGUCAAGCAUCCUUUCUUAGUGGGCCUGCACUACUCAUUCCAGACAGCCGACAAACUCUACUUUGUCCUCGACUACAUCAACGGUGGAGAGCUCUUCUACCACCUGCAGCGCGAACGUUGCUUCCUGGAGCCCCGGGCGCGCUUCUACUCCGCCGAGAUCGCCAGCGCCCUGGGCUACCUGCACUCGCUCAACAUCGUCUACCGUGACCUCAAGCCCGAGAACAUCCUGCUGGACUCGCAGGGCCACGUCGUGCUCACCGACUUCGGGCUCUGCAAGGAGAACAUCGAGCCCAACGGAACCACCUCCACCUUCUGCGGCACGCCCGAGUAUUUAGCUCCUGAGGUUCUCCACAAACAACCGUACGACCGCACGGUGGACUGGUGGUGCUUAGGAGCCGUCCUGUACGAGAUGCUCUACGGCCUGCCUCCCUUCUACAGCCGCAACACGGCCGAGAUGUACGACAACAUCCUGACCAAGCCUCUGCAGCUCAAGCCCAACAUCUCCAAUGCCGCCCGCCACCUCCUGGAGGGCCUCCUGCAGAAGGACAGGACCAAGCGGCUGGGCUGCGCCGACGACUUUACGGAAAUCAAGAACCACAUGUUCUUCUCGCCCAUCAACUGGGACGAGCUCAACGCCAAGAAGAUCACGCCACCCUUCAACCCCAACGUGACGGGCCCCAACGACCUGCGGCACUUUGACCCGGAGUUCACAGACGAGCCGGUGCCCAACUCCAUCGGCUGCUCGCCCGACAGCGUGCUGGCGACGGCCAGCAUCACGGAGGCGGCCGAGGCCUUCGUGGGCUUCUCCUACGCACCUUCCAUGGACUCUUACCUAUAGGGGGGCGGGGAAAAAACUCUUGUCGCUUUGCAACAAACUGCUGUGUGUAAAUAUUCCACAAAUGGACAACACAAAGUUGCUGAGCGCACAUUCCGCCAACGUAGCCACCGUCAUCAUUCCUUUUUUUCUAUUUUAUUUUAAUUUCACAGGUUGAAGAAAGGAGCUCGCUGAAUGUUACAGAGUGGCCGUUUGUUGUCAAUGGUGCCUUUUUUUGGGGGGGGGGGGUCUGUGAUGGCGGGCUUCAAACGAGGGGCGCUGCAGCACCUUGAAAACGCAGCUGAUCAUUUUGCGCACCGAAAUAUUGCAAAUGGUGAACAAGAGAAACUUGCUGCUAUGCUGCCACAACGUGCGAACACAGCGCCCUAUACGUGUCGUCAUGGUCCCGUUUUUUUUUUUCUUUAGGUCAGCGAGCAUUAAUUCACUAACCAUUCUGUACUAGUGUGCUCGUCAUGUUGUUGAACGCUAUUUAAGUUUGUAAAUUGCCAGUGGAGUGAGUUGAGACGCGAGUGUGAAGAUGCGCUCGUGUAGUCUGUUAAUGUAUGCAGAUGAGACGAGUGUUGUUUGCAAUAAAAAAUAUUUGAUGGUCUCACAA
Molecule: messenger RNA, 3287 nt
Organism: Syngnathus typhle (broad-nosed pipefish)
Lineage: Eukaryota; Metazoa; Chordata; Actinopteri; Syngnathiformes; Syngnathidae
Gene: sgk1
Product: serum/glucocorticoid regulated kinase 1
Exons: 10
Coding region: 1400-2695 (431 amino acids)
Biological process (GO): protein phosphorylation
Molecular function (GO): ATP binding; protein serine/threonine kinase activity
Source: RefSeq, a predicted model, not a curated record